Mesocricetus auratus (golden hamster) is the source of this 2561-nucleotide messenger RNA. It is a transcript of the gene Pex12, whose product is annotated as peroxisomal biogenesis factor 12. Gene Ontology annotation, cellular component: peroxisomal importomer complex; peroxisomal membrane. Lineage: Eukaryota; Metazoa; Chordata; Mammalia; Rodentia; Cricetidae. The transcript is spliced from 3 exons. The record is from RefSeq and is a predicted model, not a curated record. Gene Ontology annotation, biological process: protein import into peroxisome matrix; protein monoubiquitination. The coding region runs from base 431 to 1510 and encodes 359 amino acids. Gene Ontology annotation, molecular function: ubiquitin-protein transferase activity; zinc ion binding; protein binding.
GCGUCACGGAUCCUCUGCGCCGCGCCCGAGGUCAGCAAACAAGGACGGGCACCACCCAGCCUGCAGCCGGAGCCGGGCCUCGCAGCUCGGGUACUGCAGCUGAAACGACACGUCCCUUGGCCCACACCUGCCUCCGAGUCACGCUCUGCCCUGUGAGGUGCAGCAUUUGACAAGUCAUUCCCCAGCCCCCACGUGCCACGUCCCCAGCUUCGGAGUUUAACAGUCCUUAACUUUGAGACUCCCUCCCUUCUGUCUCCAUAAGACUUUUUUUUUUUUUAAAUUUACCCCAGUUGAUUUUCUCUCGUGUAAAAAUAAAUUUGGAGUUUCGGGAGCCAUGCAGAAAGAUUAAGACUCAGCCCCCGUUUGAUACAAAACAACUUCAUGCUCAUUAGAGUGUGGGAAGAGUGAACCCCAGCACACGCAGGAUACUAUGGCUGAACACGGGGCUCAUAUCACAACUGCUUCGGUGGUGGACGACCAGCCAUCCAUUUUUGAGGUGGUAGCACAGGACAGUUUAAUGACAGCAGUGAGACCCGCUCUUCACCAUGUGGUCAAGGUUCUUGCAGAAUCAAAUCCUGCGCACUAUGGCUUCUUCUGGAGGUGGUUUGAUGAAAUCUUCACUUUGCUAGACUUUCUGCUCCAGCAGCAUUAUCUUUCUAGAACCAGUGCCUCAUUUUCUGAACAUUUUUAUGGCUUAAAGCGAAUUGUAUCAGGGAGCUCAACACAGCCUCAGAGACCAGCCAGUGCUGGUCUUCCGAAGGAGCACCUUUGGAAAUCCACCAUAUUCCUUGUUCUUCUACCCUAUCUGAAAGUGAAGCUGGAGAAGCUAGCUUCCAGCUUGAGAGAAGAGGACGAAUACUCUAUUCACCCCCCUUCUUCUCACUGGAAACGAUUCUACAGAGCCUUCUUGGCGGCCUACCCGUUUGUUAAUAUGGCCUGGGAAGGCUGGUUUCUUAUACAACAACUUCGAUACAUCCUAGGAAAAGCUGAGCACCACUCUCCCCUGCUGAAAUUGGCUGGAGUUCGGCUAGGUCGACUGACAGCUCAGGACAUACAAGCUAUAGAGCAUAGACUGUCUGAAGCCAGUUCGACGCAGGACCCCGUCAGAAGCAUUGGUGAGAAGAUAAAGACGGCUCUGAAGAAGGCUGUGGGAGGUGUGGCUUUAUCCCUAUCCACUGGCCUUUCUGUGGGUGUCUUCUUCCUCCAGUUCCUUGAUUGGUGGUACUCUUCUGAGAACCAGGAAACCAUCAAAUCACUGACUGCUCUGCCUACCCCACCGCCACCUGUACACCUAGACUACAACUCUGACUCUCCCCUGCUGCCCAAAAUGAAGACAGUGUGCCCUCUGUGUCGUAAAACGCGGGUGAAUGACACGGUUCUUGCCACCUCUGGCUAUGUGUUCUGUUACCGCUGUGUGUUUAAUUAUGUGAGGAGUCACCAAGCCUGUCCCAUCACAGGCUAUCCAACAGAAGUCCAGCAUCUGAUUAAGCUCUACUCGCCAGAGAACUGAAAGAGAUUAGCAUAUUACCACAGCUCAAGUUCUAUGCUGUAAGGCCACAAGACUGCUGUAGUAUGGCAAACAACAUUGAUACUUCCCUAAUUCACAACUACAGUAAUUUUCAGUAACUGUAUGGAUUCCUUUAAAAGGAUAUAGUCACUUGAUCCUAACUUUUUGGUUUGCUCUCCACCAAGCUAGUUAAGCAGGAGAGUGGGGAUUACAGGUAGUGUGAGGGCCAGUGUGGAGGUGAAUUAAAGACCACUAACUGUUGCUUGUCCUCAAGAGUAGGGUUUUCAGCUGAAUGUGGUAGUAUAAUAUUUGCACUCAGACGAUGGGGGCAGGAUUUUGAGUUCAAAUCCAGCUUAGGCCACCAUAGGGAGCCUGUCAAAAAAAGAAAAUGAAAGUGAGACUAUGAUUAAGAGGGAUAAAAGCUCACAGGAAAACCCAGGUCAGACCUUAUACAACAGGUGGUUUGAGAAACAGGCCUUCUCUUUAAAAAAUAUUUCCUUACCUGUGAAAUAGAGGCUUUGUCAGACUGCAUACACUAUGUAAUGACUUCCUCUUUCUAGAAAUACUUAGGGACAUUUUAGAGAAACAACCCCUCCCAUAUACCAGACUUAUUAACGUCUGAUUAUGAAAUUAGCAAAUGCUAAUCUUCAGCAUUUGGAGAUUCCUUCAUGAGCUAUACCUGUCUCUCUUGGGAAACAGGAUAAAGAAAAAUAGGGUUUGUUUAUGGGGAAGAGCCUGGAAAUUUCAAUGUGAAUGAAAGCUCCAAGCAAUGGUGAGAUGCAGGAAAAUACUUAACUAAUGUUUACCAAAUGCUUAUCUAAUGAAUACUUAAUGAGGAGCAAAAGCUUUCUGCUCGUUCUCAUGAGUUCUCUCAAUUGACAAUUGGCUCAAUUAACAUGAAUCAUCCUGAAUAUUGUGAAAGUUUCUAUGAAACAUUCAAGUAAAUUUUAACAAUAAGUGAUUCUGGGAAUGAACUGUUUCAUGCUGGCAUGAUUAUGUGGAGACUCAAAAGAUUACUUCACGAGUUUAAAAUAAAUUUUCAGAUCACCUUUGA